GUUGUGUUUAGCUGUGCUCUAUAAAUAAAUGGAACUUCCAGUUUAAAAUAGGUCUCCAAUAGGCCUUCAGUUCACUACAGAUUAUUUCUUGAUGUUAAAACUCAGUUGUAAGUUUAAUAUAGAUGGAUAAAUAUUUUGUACGUGACUGUCAAAAGCUGUAAGUAUACUGACUUUCUCUACUGAGUAUGUAUAAUCUUUUAGUCUAUUGUUAACAAAUAAAGACAACCUGCAACACAUAGAAACUUUUUUUCUGGUAAUCACAAAAGCUCUUCAUGAUUCUGUUGUUAUGCUUAAAUGAGACUUGUCAGCAUUCCACAGGUCAACUUUGUUUCCCAAAAGUUGUGAACUGUCAGGUUCAGAGCUCUACGGCUCAGCGGAUCCUCCUCUUGGGCAGGUGAAGGUGGGGCUACACAGUCUGUAUCCUAUCAGUGACUGAGCGAUUUCUUUGGAGAUGUUUGGCUCUACAGAGGGCAGUUUAGGCAGCCAUGACAGGCCCCAUGACCCCCUUGGUAAAACAACGGGUUCAUUCUUUGCUCCGCUGCUGACCUCAUUGUCUCUUUGUGAAGUGAAAAUCCAGCGCUGCAUUCAGCUCAAUGGUCUGACAGCUGCUGGUGUGGAGCAUCUCUGCUGUGAUGGAGGUAAGUUGAUGAGAGAGUCCAGCAGCUGCUCUCAGGAAAUCCCGAAUCCCAACAACGAAAGCAUGAGUCUCAGUAGAGAUGCGGUGGCAGUGAUUGAGAACCCUGUAGUGGUCAGACAGUCUUUUCAUCCAGAGAGUCUGCAGGUGGACAUGCUCGAGUCAGACCAGAAUAACCACAGGUGCCUCAGAGAGCUGCAGUUUCUCCAUCCUGUGUCUGGCAAAGUGUCAUCUCGUAAACUAGUGAGAGUGUUUGCAGCUCUGUGUGUGCUGUGUCUGCUGGGAGGUGUUGUGGUUGGAGUUUGGUUCAUAGUGAAAUUUCUCUUAAAGCCAAACUUAUCUCAGAGCCCUGCGAGCCUGGGAGACACUAAGGACACGUCCUUCUGCAAUGUGACCGAGGACAUCUCUGUGACAGAUCCCAGGAAAGUGUUUUACAGGAUCAGUGCUGAGAACUCACUUCUGGAGAUCCAGCUGGAGAAGCUGCAGACGUGGCUGCCUGUUUGUUUCGAGAGGUGGAACUCGUCUCUGGGAACACUCGUAUGUCGACAGCUGGGCUAUCUGAGAUUAUCAAAGCACAAGGGAGUGAAUCUGACUGAUAUCGGGCCGAAUUAUACAGAUGGAUUUGUCCAAAUCACCUCAGAAUACCAAAGCAAUUUGGAGAGCUUAUGGCGCUUCAGGGGAAGCUGUAGUACAGGAAAGGUUAUAGCACUAAAAUGUUUUGAGUGCGGCACCAGAGCAAAGUUACCCAGGAUCAUUGGAGGAGUGGAAGCUGCUCUGGGCCGAUGGCCAUGGCAAGUGAGUCUCUACUACAAUAACCGUCACAUCUGUGGAGGAUCCAUUAUCACCAACCAGUGGAUAGUUACAGCUGCUCAUUGUGUGCACAAUUACAGGCUACCUCAGGUGCCCAGCUGGGUGGUUUAUGCAGGUAUCAUAACCAGCAAUUUAGCUAAACUUGCUCAAUACCAAGGCUUUGCUGUGGAGAGAAUCAUCUACAACAAGAAUUACAACCACCGGACACACGACAAUGAUAUCGCUUUGGUGAAAUUAAAAACUCCACUGAAUUUUUCAGACACUAUCAGACCUGUAUGUCUACCGCAGUAUGACCAUGAUCUACCAGGAGGAACCCAGUGCUGGAUCUCUGGUUGGGGAUAUACACAACCGGAUGAUGUUCUUAUACCAGAAGUUCUCAAAGAGGCACCCGUACCUUUAAUAAGCACAAAGAAAUGCAAUAGCUCUUGCAUGUACAAUGGAGAGAUCACCUCUCGAAUGCUCUGCGCAGGAUACUCUGAAGGAAAAGUAGACGCAUGUCAGGGGGACAGUGGUGGUCCUCUGGUUUGCCAGGAUGAAAAUGUCUGGAGGCUGGUUGGAGUUGUAAGCUGGGGAACAGGCUGUGCUGAGCCAAACCAUCCAGGAGUUUAUAGCAAAGUGGCUGAGUUUUUAGGGUGGAUAUAUGACAUUAUAGAGAGCUACUAAAGGCUGACGUUUGAAAGUAGAAGAGAAGAACGUCCUGACCCUUUUUUUUAAAUAAUGUUGCCUUUUAUAUUAUUUAUUAUAUUUUAUUACGCAAAGCCUCAGUAUUUACAACAAUGUAAAGAUUGUUUGUUAUUAUUUGUUUGGUGUUGUGUUACUCAAGAUAAUUGUGGUUUUACAAUAAAUGUUUGACAUUUACAAAAGGGGA
Danio rerio (zebrafish) is the source of this 2312-nucleotide messenger RNA. Lineage: Eukaryota; Metazoa; Chordata; Actinopteri; Cypriniformes; Danionidae. The record is from RefSeq and is a predicted model, not a curated record.